GGAGAGAGAGAGAGAGAGAUUUAUCUGAUUUUUUUUUUUUUUUUUGGGGUCUGCCGUCAAUGGCGGGCGUAUCCCUCAAGUGCGGGGACUGUGGGGUUCUGCUGAAGUCCGUCGAGGAAGCUCAAGAACACGCCGAGCUGACCUCCCACUCUAACUUCUCCGAGUCCACCGAAGCCGUCCUCAACCUCGUCUGCUCUACUUGUGGAAAACCAUGCCGAUCCAAAACUGAAAGCGAUUUGCAUACCAAAAGAACUGGGCACAUUGAAUUUGUGGAUAAGACUUCGGAGGCAGCAAAGCCCAUAAGUUUGGAGGUCCCAAAGGCACCUGAUGGAGGGGCGGAAGGAUCUUUUGAUGCGAGUUCUAGCCAGUCUGAAGAAAUGGUUGUACCGGAGGUUGACAAAAAGCUGCUUGAGGAACUUGAAGGAAUGGGUUUUCCAACAGCGCGAGCAACACGUGCCCUUCAUUAUUCUGGUAAUACGAGCUUGGAGGAUGCAGUGAAUUGGGUAGUGGAACAUGAGAAUGAUAAUGACAUAGAUGAGAUGCCACUGGUACCAGCAAAUACAAAAGUUGAGGCUUCGAAGCCUUCUCUUACUCCAGAAGAAGUGAAAGCCAAACAACAAGAGCUAAGGGAAAGAGCUCGCAAGAAGAAAGAAGAAGAAGAGAAGAUAAUGGAAAAAGAGAGAGAAAAGGAGAGGAUUCGAGUGGGCAAGGAACUUUUAGAAGCAAAGAGAAUUGAGGAAGAAAAUGAAAGAAAAAGAAUAUUAGCCUUACGGAAAGCAGAGAAAGAGGAAGAGAGAAGAGCUAGAGAAAAAAUUCGUCAAAAGUUGGAAGAAGACAAGGCAGAAAGAAGGCGGAAACUUGGAUUGCCACCAGAAGAUACUUCAGCUGCUAAAUCUUCUGCACCUGUUGUGGAAGAGAAAAAGAGCUUUCUACCAAUUAGGCCUGCCACCAAAGUAGAGCAAAUGAGAGAGUGUCUACGUUCUCUUAAGCAGAACCACAAGGAGGAUGAUGCAAAAGUGAAGAAAGCAUUCCAGACUCUUCUAACAUUUGUAGGAAAUGUUGCCAGAAAUCCAGAUGAGGAGAAAUUCAGAAAAAUUAGACUCAGUAACCAAUCUUUUCAGGAAAGAGUCGGGGCGCUGAGAGGCGGAAUCGAGUUUCUGGAGCUGUGUGGAUUUGAGAAACAAGAAGGAGGCGAGUUCCUGAUUUUACCCAGGGAGAAGGUUGACAGGGUAGUGCUGAAUUCAGCUGGGUCUGAACUGGACUCUGCAAUAAAGAAUCCCUUUUUCGGAGUUCUUUAAGUCCAAACAGAGAAUGCGUCAAAUGUAAAAGGAAUAUUUAAAAUUAAAAAAAAUAUAUUUUCUUGUUCCUUUUUUCUUUUUUUGGUGUGUGUGUGCAUUUUUCGUUUUAUUUUUAAGGGUCAAUGCUUGAUUUUUAUGAUUACAAGAAUGUAGAAGCCCUGAUGAAUGAUUAGUUCUAAUUUCCAUAAAAUGUUUUAUACAUUUUCAACUAAGAGUGAGUGGCUUUGAAGCCAUUCUAACAUCUUAAAGGAUACUAUAUUUGUCUAAUAUAUAAUUUAAUUAUUUGCAUUGUUAUUUAA
This is a messenger RNA of Ziziphus jujuba (common jujube), 1597 nucleotides long. RefSeq lists its product as uncharacterized. Gene Ontology annotation, molecular function: protein binding. Bases 60 to 1298 code for a protein of 412 amino acids. The record is from RefSeq and is a predicted model, not a curated record. Lineage: Eukaryota; Viridiplantae; Streptophyta; Magnoliopsida; Rosales; Rhamnaceae. The transcript is spliced from 12 exons.